AUGUCUGACAAGGAGGGGGCGGCCCCCCCGCCGGAAGGCGUAGUGCCCGACUUUCAGCAUCCGCAGGACGUAUUGCAUACCAUCAAUCUGGUGUCGCAGAUUCUUUCCAUUGUGUCUGUUAGUAUCUUUAUGAUGCUGCGCAUCUAUGCGAAAACCCUCAUCGCGCCGCCGUUCUACUUAGAUGAUUGGAUGGCAGUUAUCGCCUGGAUAUUAUCAGUCGGAUACAGCUCGACGGCACUCGUGAUGCAUCGUUAUGGAGGUGGCUUUCACAUUUAUGAGAUAUCUAAGGACAAUUUCGUUGGUUUCUUGAAGGGCUUGUAUGCGGACACACUCGUCUACGGCCCUAACUCGUAUUUCACAAAACUCGCCUUGCUACUCAUCGUAAUCAGAGUCUUCAGACUGAACAAGAAGACUAUCGUUGGUACAUAUGCCGUCAUUGUAUUCAUGACUGGAUACUAUGUUCCGGUCCUCUUUCUCAAGAUGUUUAUUUGCCACCCAAUCGCGGGUUAUUGGGACUCAACUCUCGACGCCACUUGCUUCAAUCAGCGAGCCAUCUUCGUUGCCGACACUGCCGUUAGUGCCAUCACGGAUACUGCCGUCCUAUGUCUCCCAAUACCCGUGGCUUUGAGCCUGCGAAUGUCAUGGACAAAGCGGCUUAAGGUGAUUCUCAUGCUCAGCGCAGGGGGCGUCGCCACAGCAGCAAGCAUUAUUCGGAUGAUUUUAGUAAUUCAACUACAAAAGUCGGAUGAUGAGCCGGUCGACUUUAUUCGUUUUAACUUACUUGGGACUGCGGAAGUGAGCAUCGGCAUGAUCUGCGCCUGUCUUCCGGCAAUCAAUAUCUUGUUCAUGCGCGGAUUCAGUGGUUCGCAACAAUCAAGUUGCAACACCGGCCAGAGCAGCAAAAAGUACUUUGAACUCAAAUUUCUCAUGGGCAGUAAGCUACAAACGCAAAACUUAACGGCAGUCGAUACCACCGGGGUAACCGGGCCUGUGCUGGUAAGCACUGUUAAUACAGAGAGCAUGGUGCAUGAACAUAGGGAUUCGAUCUUUCCUAUAGAAAGGAUGAGCCGAGUAACCUCUAUCAGACCAGACGAUGUGGAAAGAGGCAUCUGGUCGGAUGAAUGGUACUCCAAAGUCACAGCGUCGCCUUUCUCAGAACCAGGAUCUCCUGAUUGGGCUCGAAAGGGCUCCGUGGGCUUCAUGGAGACAAUAAUAGAAUUGGGCUAA
Messenger RNA from Colletotrichum abscissum, 1227 nucleotides. RefSeq lists its product as uncharacterized. NCBI's taxonomy places the organism in Eukaryota, Fungi, Ascomycota, Sordariomycetes, Glomerellales, Glomerellaceae. Bases 1 to 1227 code for a protein of 408 amino acids. The record is from RefSeq and is a predicted model, not a curated record. The transcript has 6 exons.